AUGGCACCCGUUGGAGGAAAAAAGGCCAAGAAGGGCAUUCUAGAACGCUUGAAUGCUGGAGAGUUCCUCAGAGCUGGAUCGAAUGUCAUGCAGACCUUCACCUUUUAUGCCAGUGAAGACAAGCUGGAGAACAGGGGCAACUAUGUUGCAGAGAAGAUAUCUGGGCUGAAAGUCAACGAAGCUGCCUGCGAUAUUGCUCGUCAAGUGGCUGAUGAGGGCGACGCUUUGGUGGCAGGAGGUGUAAGUCAGACACCAUCAUACCUCAGCUGCAAGAGUGAAACUGAAGUUAAAAAAAUAUUCCAGCAACAGUUAGAGGUGUUCAUGAAGAAGAAUGUGGACUUCUUGAUUGCAGAGUAUUUUGAACACGUCGAAGAAGCUGUGUGGGCGGUGGAGGCAUUGAAGGCAUCUGGUAAACCAGUGGCAGCGACCAUGUGCAUAGGGCCAGAAGGAGACUUGCACGGCAUUGCCCCCGGCGAGUGUGCUGUGCGGCUGGCAAAAGCAGGAGCUUCCAUCAUUGGCGUGAACUGUCAUUUUGAUCCCACAAUUAGUUUACAAACUGUGAAACUCAUGAAAGAAGGUUUGGAGGCUGCCAGAUUGAAAGCCCACCUGAUGGCCCAGCCCUUGGCCUACCACACUCCUGACUGCGGCAAACAGGGGUUUAUUGAUCUCCCAGAAUUCCCCUUUGGACUAGAACCUAGAGUUGCAACCAGAUGGGAUAUUCAAAAGUACGCCAGAGAGGCCUACAACCUGGGUGUCAGGUUCAUUGGUGGUUGCUGUGGAUUUGAGCCCUACCACAUCCGGGCAAUUGCAGAGGAGCUGGCCCCAGAGAGGGGAUUUUUGCCACCAGCUUCAGAAAAACAUGGCAGCUGGGGAAGUGGUUUGGACAUGCACACCAAACCCUGGAUUAGAGCAAGGGCCAGGAGGCAAUAUUGGGAGAAUCUUCGGAUCGCCUCAGGCAGGCCAUACAACCCUUCAAUGUCAAAGCCUGAUGCUUGGGGAGUGACCAAGGGAACAGCCGAGCUGAUGCAGCAGAAAGAAGCCACAACUAACCAGCAAUUGAAGGAGCUCUUUGAAAAACAGAAAUUCAAAUCUGCGCAGUAGCCUCAACGGGGAAUCUCUAUUUGGUUAAUUCCUCUGUUUGGGCAACAGUUCCUAAGAAUAAGGAAAAGAUGGUUAAAAAGCAAUGCAUGUAUUAAGGCCAGGCUCCACAUUUAAUUGGUAUUAGCUGAAUGAAAUCCAAGUACAAAUAGAGCUUGACCAUUUUAAAAUUAUGUCUUAGAAGGUUCCUAAGAAUCUUAAAUCUUAAACAGAUUUCCCAAGCACCUACCAUGUAGAAGGCAUGAUAGAAAUCACUUAGCCCAGG
Molecule: messenger RNA, 1363 nt
Organism: Chrysochloris asiatica (Cape golden mole)
Lineage: Eukaryota; Metazoa; Chordata; Mammalia; Afrosoricida; Chrysochloridae
Gene: BHMT
Product: betaine--homocysteine S-methyltransferase
Exons: 8
Coding region: 1-1101 (366 amino acids)
Molecular function (GO): betaine-homocysteine S-methyltransferase activity; zinc ion binding
Source: RefSeq, a predicted model, not a curated record